AAGAAAUGGCUUGCAUAUUAUUGAUUAUAAUCGGAAUUAUAUCACAAACUUUUGCAAUAGAUUAUAAUAACCUCGCUGAUGUACCGUGUGGGGUAGCAUUACCAAUUUCACGCAUGCCAAAAGUUGUGGGAGGUCAAAAUGCACUUCCACGUGAAUUUCCUUGGCUAGUAAGCAUCACAAGAAAAGGGGGCCACUACUGUGGAGGAUCUAUAAUUAACUCCAAGUUUAUUCUUACUGCUGCUCAUUGUCUUUGCUCUGGUAUCGAUUCAAUUCCUGCGAGACAAUUUCGAGUCACACUAGGGGAGUACAAUUUACGAGAACCUGAGGUUCCCGCUGCUAUAGUAGAAAAUGUACGAAGAGUAAUAGUACACCCAGAACACACGUGUGGACAAUAUGUGAACGAUAUCGCUAUUCUUGAAUUAGAAUCACCAAUAACUUGGUCAGCAAGUGUACAACCAGCGUGUUUUCCAACAGCUCAAGGAGAACCUGGUUAUAGAUUGUAUGAAAAUGAACAAGCUAUUGCUGCUGGAUGGGGAUGGCUCGGCGAAGAUAGAUCAAAAUAUAAGCGAACCGAUGUCCUACAAAAAGUUGGAGUCAAUAUUGUAAAUAAUGAAAUUUGCAAAGAAUGGUAUAAAGAAGAGGGAAAAAAAACACGCGUAGAACCUCACCAAAUGUGUGCAGGAUAUGAAUCUGGUGGCCGAGACGCUUGUUGGGCUGACAGCGGCGGCCCUUUAAUGGUCAGAAAUUUUUUAAAAGAGGGAACAAUUGUAGUAGGGGUUGUUUCUUCAGGAGUCGGUUGCGCCAGACCACGACUUCCGGGAAUAUAUACAAGAGUAUCUGAAUAUAUACCUUGGAUCAUGCAACAAGCACAUUAAACACUUGAUUAAAAAACAAAUUUUUAAAAUCAGAUAAUUUUUCUGUGACCAAAGUACUUGAUAAAUCUACAAUCUAGUCAGUAAUCAUUAAUUUUCUUCUGUGAAAAUUGUAUGUACCCGAAGAUCGGAACGCUUUUCGCCGAACGAAAAUAAAAAAAAACAGGAUAAAAAGUAAAAAUCUACUGGAUCUAGAUUUCUGAAAUGUUUCGCAUCGGUGCUAGGAUGUCAGGCAAAAAUUAAAGACCACCCCUAAACUCCAGAACUAGCCCUCAAAUCACCCUUAAGCAAUCAAAUUAAGUAAGCAUGAAUUUUUUUAAUUUUCAUUGCGCGAAAAACGUUCCGAUCAUAAAGUACAUGAAAUUUUAGAAUUUUCAAGAAAUUGCCCUCGCGGUUUUGAGAAUGCCGUAAAAAUGCCGUAAAUUUUCGGCAUUUAUGCACAUGCCGUAAAUUUACCGUAAUAAUUUGGUAUUAAUAUGGUUAUAUUGGCCAGUUUUUUUCCUGUAGUUAUGCCAUAUACUUUCUGUACUUAUGCUGUAGAGUUACCAGAUUACUACAGUAAUAUUACUAUAAAAAUGCCGAACUUUUACUGAAAAAAUGCUGCAAAAAAACUAUAACAAUACCGAAC
Microplitis demolitor is the source of this 1500-nucleotide messenger RNA. RefSeq names its product testisin-like. Lineage: Eukaryota; Metazoa; Arthropoda; Insecta; Hymenoptera; Braconidae. Bases 6 to 875 code for a protein of 289 amino acids. Gene Ontology annotation, molecular function: serine-type endopeptidase activity. The record is from RefSeq and is a predicted model, not a curated record. Gene Ontology annotation, biological process: proteolysis. The transcript has 5 exons.